This is a messenger RNA of Engraulis encrasicolus (European anchovy), 1178 nucleotides long. Its product is annotated as microfibril-associated glycoprotein 4-like. Gene Ontology annotation, biological process: elastic fiber assembly. The record is from RefSeq and is a predicted model, not a curated record. NCBI's taxonomy places the organism in Eukaryota, Metazoa, Chordata, Actinopteri, Clupeiformes, Engraulidae. The coding region runs from base 147 to 890 and encodes 247 amino acids. The transcript has 2 exons.
CAUCAGUUUUUUUGGUGUUUGUGUAGCAGUUAAAUACCAGUGACCCAGUGAGUGUUGAACACUCAACAGAGAGGGCAUCUUACACCCAGACACAGACACUCAGUCACCUCCUGAAGAACAGAUCGUAUUCUGUGACAGUGCCAACGAUGCUAAAGUGUGUCCAGAUUCCAGUUUUCCAGCUAGCAGUCCUGCUGCUUCCAGCCUCUCUGGGCUCCGACCUGUACCUGCCACUGGACUGUGCGGACAUCCACCAUCACGAGAGCAGCAAGCCCAGCGGGGUGUACAACAUCUUCCCUGGAGGACCCAACGCCCCCCUCAAGGUCUACUGCGACAUGGAGACCGAUGGUGGGGGCUGGACUGUGUUCCAGAAGAGGAUGGAUGGCUCGGUGAACUUCUACAGGAGCUGGGAGAGCUACAAGCUGGGCUUUGGGGACAUCGCAGCGGAGUACUGGCUAGGCCUGGACAACAUGGUGCUGCUGAGUCUGAGAAGGAGGAAUGAGCUAAGGGUGGACAUGGAGGACUGGGAUGGAAACAAGGCGCAUGCUCAAUACUCCUCCUUCUCUGUGGACCCCGAGCAAUUGGACUACACAUUACACCUGGGGACUUAUGUCGGGGGUGACGCAGGUGAUGCUUUGAAGAACCACAAUGGCAUGAAGUUCUCCACCUAUGACAAAGACCAGGACACCAAUGAAAGUAACUGUGCUAGCCAGUAUAUGGGUGGUUUCUGGUACCUGAACUGCCAUGAUGCCAACCCCAACGGCCUUUACAUACCCGACUCGAGCUCUCCGUACAGCAGUGUGUUUGUCAGCUGGGACACUUGGAAAGGGACUAGUUACUCUCUGAAGACCAUCUCGAUGAAGAUGAGGGCACUGUCCAAGUGUAGCAGUUAGAUAUCCUGAUUGACUCCCACACCUAAAGGUGGCUUUCCAUGCAAAAAAGAGAAGAAUAGGCUGUAUAAAACUUAAAAAGCGAAUCAAUGGCUAUAUAAGUCAACACACAAAAUAAGAAAUUAGCCACAAUAAGGCACAUGAGAAAGUACACAUGCAUAUAUAAUACACAAUGCUUAUAAUUUGCAUAUACUGCAUACUGUAUAUGUAUACAAAAAUAAUACAUGGGCAACUUUUAUAUUAUUUGCCAUAGUUAUUUCUAUUUCUUUCUUGUAUGGACUGCCAAGCCAU